AGUGUGGGAUUUGCAGAAAAUGGAGUAGGCUAGUCGAAAUUGAGCAAAGAGAAUAGUAUUUUUUAAGAUAUUCCUGAUAUCAUGGAAUUGUUGUGUAGUGACAAGUACUACAUUCUUCGUCAAAAUGAUAGAUCUUUAUGGUGUAGUCGUAGCACUGGUAGACUAGAAGCUGUUUUAGGUGAUUAGUAUAUUAAAAAUUUCUUCAGCUGUUCGUUUUGGUAUACAUUAGUUUAAAAAAGUUCGAUUUUAUUACUUCAGGAACUGAUUUACCUGCUAAUACAAAUCCAGAUGAUGUAACGUGUCUAGGAAAAGUGCAAGGCGUUAUCGGUAAAAUUAAACUUCUUCCAGAGUGUGAUUGGAAACUUAUUUUAAUACUCAAGUUGAAAAAUAUUGGCAUUAUUCACUCCGAUAUUGACGUAUCUAGAAUAGAGAAAGUCCACUUAUUGUCGUUAGGUGAUGAGCCACCGGGUGAAUUCGAAAGAGAGGUUCAAAAAUUACUUAAUUAAUUAUAAUCAGAAACUAUAAUCAUUAAAUUAUUAUACAGGCUUGCGAAAAGCAUCCAGCAGGUCAUUUAAACAAGCAGAAAUCUAACAAUUUUAAAUCAUUAAAUAAGAUAAAAACAUUUGCUGAUAAUCUCACAGCAUCGUCAAGAAAGGUUUGUUACGAAUAUAAAUUUAUAUUUUUCUUAUUUAUAAUCACCGCAAUGUACCUAUUGCCAACUGUUAAAUGAAUAAAAUUUACAGUUCCAGGAACAAUUAACACAGCUGAGUACUAAAGUAACGGUUGAAACGUUACAGGUUAUUAUAAAUGUUGUAGAUUAUAAAAAAUAUGAACAAAUAUUAUGUUCACAUUUCUUUUAUAUUUGUAUAGGUAAUUGUAUAGAUAAAUCCUUUAGAUUUAGGAAGGCUUUGGAUUCUAUUGUUUUUUAAACUCAUCUCAUGAGAAUUAACAUUAAUAGUUUUAAUAAAUAUAUAUAUAUAUAUAUAUAUUUAUAUAAAAGAAUAAACCUAGUUAACAGCAUUGCAUCUAUUUCCUCUAUUAUCGGUGUCAAUUUUUUACGGUGAUAUCGUUAUUGGGGCCUCCUCCCCCUACUCUACAUUUAUUGCUUCUAAAUGCCUGUACAAAUAAUAUUGUUAUUUACAGUGUGCUUCUACUAAAAUAUCCAUAGUAUUUAGUUCUAAUUUAACAUCUCAUAGAUUAUGAAACAAAACUCAGUGCAUAAUCAGAAGAUGUAACCUAAAUUCUAAGUUGAUAAAAUUCUAUACACUGUAAAUAAUUUAUAUUGAAAUACUGUGACAAAACUAAUAAUCGUGCAAAAAAAAGGCGACUAAUCUCCCUCUCCCCCCUUCAAUUGAUAAUUGUUUCGUUUAUUCAUUUAUACGAAGUAAUUUAAAAUUUUCCCCUUCUUAAAUUUAUAGAGAGAAAGAGUUAAAGAAAAAGAUAAAUUGGAGAAAAGACAUAAAGACGAACUGCUAAAAUUAUUUAAUGAAUCACAAUCGUUUUACAUUAGUAAUGGGGAUUUAACAAAUACUCUGCAAAGACAACAGACGAACAAAGAAGGAAGUUAUCUAUGGAAUAUAUCCGAUCAAAGAUUCAUUUGGAAUGCUCAUAUGAUGAACGAUUUAGUUGAAAAAAGCCUUAUUGAUUAUGAUAUUGUUAUGCCAUGGCUAAUUCCUGUAAUACAGGGAUUCGUUCAAAUAGAGAGAAUCUCGGUGCAACAGGAAGAUCCGAGCGACAAAUCCAAAGAGAUAGAAGUGGUAAUAAUCUCUAGGCGUAGUAGAUAUCGAGCAGGAACAAGAUACAGGAGACGAGGGGUAGACGGAGAGGGAAAUUGCGCUAAUUAUGUUGAAACUGAGCAGAUCGUGAAACACGGCGAUCAUAUUCUAUCUUUUGCCAUUAUACGAGGAUCAGUACCUGUCUUCUGGACUCAAAAUGGAGUGAAAUAUCGUCCACCACCAAAAAUUCUAGAGAAGGAUGAAGAAAACGAAUCAGCAUUUAAAGCCCAUAUAGAAUCCCAAAAGAAGAUAUAUGACAAACUAAUAGCCAUAAGUCUUAUAGAACAAAGCGGAAGAGAGAAAGUACUACAUGACGAAUUUUUAAAGCAAAUUACAAAGUUUAAUGACGAAAGUUUAGACUUUAUAGCAUUUGAUUUUCAUGAAUACUGUAGAGGAAUGCAUUUUGAAAACGUAUCGAUUUUAACAGAAAAUAUUAAGCAACUAACUAAAGAUUUACAAUUCUUUUGGAAAAACAAUAAAAAAUCGCUCAGUAAGCAGAAAGGAAUAUUUAGAGUUAAUUGCGUUGACUGUCUCGAUAGGACAAAUGUAGUUCAGAGUUGUUUGGCCAAAAUUAUACUGGAAGUUCAAUGUAGAAAAAUUUUAGUUCUACAACCAGAAGAGCAAUUAACAGCCAACUUUAAAUCGAAGUUUCAACAAAUGUGGGCUAACAAUGGUGACGCAAUUAGUAGGCAAUAUGCUGGUACUGCCGCUUUAAAGGGAGAUUAUACAAGAACAGGCGAAAGGAGAUUUGCAGGAGCAUUUAAAGACGGCGUAAAUAGCGCAAAUAGAUAUUAUCUCAGUCAAUUUAAAGAUCUCAGUAGACAAGUUAUGAUGGACUUAAUGUUAGGAAAUAUUAAAGCUGAUGCUAUGUGCAAUUCUACUGCUGAUUUAUUGGAUAAACAGGAAGAUGCUGAAAGAGAGGCUGAAAAUUUACGAAGUUUUAUAGGUCAUUGCACCAAAAUGUUCAUUUGCGAACCAGAAAGCAUUGAAGGAGGCUGGGGAUUUAUAGAUGUUGAUCCUGGAACGGGUGAUCCUCAACAAGAUGACAUGGACGUGGUCAUUCUGCUCUCUCAGCGUUCAAUUUUCGUUGUUCGAUACGAUGAUAGAACCGAUAACAUUUCAAAGUCUCAAGAAAUUUUUAUAGAGGAUUUGCUCAAGGUUGAAGUUGGAACUCUGAAAAUUCGUUCAAGUCCGAUCGUUAUGAGAUUAUUUUAUACGAGCGGAGAUGUUGAAUAUUUUUAUACCCUCCGUCCUGCAAAAGUACGAUUAUUUAACAAUAUCCAUUUAGUAAUUGACACAGACGAAAAAGCACUAGAGGCCCUAAAAGUUGUUACUGAAUGCUUACAAGCCGCUAGAUCUAGAUUUAAACAUGACAUUCCAAUCUUGGAAAAUAGGAGAAUUGAAAGAAAACGCAGUCCUCCACAUUAUCUAAAAUGUAGAGAUCAUACAAGUGAAAAAAAUUUGUCCCUUGUUGAAUGUCCAAUGUCGAGAGAUCCUUCAUACAAUGACUUAAAUAAGAGAAUGAAUGCCAUUGAAGAGCAAUCUGUAAGUUAUCAAAUGAAUGAAUCUGAAGAUUGCUCUGUCCAAAUAUCUUUGGGUCCAAUUUCAAGCUCAACUGAUAGAUAUACUUCCAAUCCUGAAUUGUCAAGAAAUGCAGGUUUAUUAACUGCUCAAUCUUGUCAUCCAAAUUUAGAUAAAAAAAAGUCUGUGUCUACAGAUAAUUUAAAAAAUGAAAAUACUGAAGAUGAUAAUAAAACAACUGAGAGUGAAACUCAAGAAAGCUCAGCUAACAGCUGUGAGAAUAACAAGAGAAAAAAUUUGAAUUCCCCGCUAAUUAAGGUGUCUCAUAGCGAGAGUUCAUUAAAAAGCCAUACAAUACAGACAAACGAAGCAACUAAAUCUAUAUUACCAUUCAAAAAAUUAGGAUUAUCUUUUACCAAUAACAAAGAGAAUAGACAACAAAUUUUAAGAGAUAUGGCAAAAAGUAAAGUUGAAAAGUCUCAAGAGAAUUACAAAGAGCUAAAUUGCAAAGUAUUAUUGCUGUAAAUUUGACACCUAUUGCUUAUUUUGUAAUUGAUAAGAGCCUGUUAUAUAUACGAGCUAUAUAAUAAUAUUGUUAAUUAUGAAUUAUGCCAUUUCAAAUAUUAUAUAUUCAUAUCUUUAUAUUACAUAUCUAUUUCUUUCAUAAAAAUUUAUUUUUAUUUUAAGCUACAUAUUUCAAUUUUCAUAGUAGCUUGUUAACUGAAACAAUGAAUCUUAAUGAUAAAAUAAUCUACUUUUUCAAUUCGUUAUAAUGAGAGAAAUUGACUAUGUA
Dimorphilus gyrociliatus is the source of this 4089-nucleotide messenger RNA. The record is from the annotation of a GenBank genome assembly. Lineage: Eukaryota; Metazoa; Annelida; Polychaeta; Dinophilidae.